GCCCAGGCCCCGGGGAAGCGCCCAGCGCCUCUGGGAAGCAGCAGUGCCUGCGGGACAAGCCCAGACGCCCGUGGCCGGAUCGCAGGAGGCCGGGGCGCGGGAGCGGGACCGGCAGCGCGGAGCCGCGAUGGUGGACACCGAGAGCCCGCCGUGCCCGCUGUCCCCGCUGGCGCCGGACGACCUGGACAGUCCGCUCUCGGAGGAGCUGCUGCGGGAGAUGGGGAGCCUGCCGGAGCUGUCGCGGGCCCUCGGGGAGGACGGCCCCGGGGCCUUCGGCUUCCCAGAGUGUCCGCACCUGGGCGGCCCCGGCUCCGAGGGCUCGGCGGCCACAGACACCCUCUCACCGGCCUCCAGCCCCUCGUCCGCCACCUGCCCCGCGGGCGCGGGGGCUGCCGACGAGCCGUCCGGCGCGAGCCUGAACAUCGAGUGCAGAAUCUGCGGGGACAAGGCCUCGGGCUACCACUACGGCGUCCACGCGUGCGAGGGCUGCAAGGGCUCUCCCCACCUGAGCGUGAGCCCCGAGCGAGCCCUCGCCCCGAGCCGGCCCCUGAGCGUGGGUGCCCGGGGCCAAGCCUGGCCCUUCGUCAUCCACGACAUGGAGACGCUGUGCACGGCCGAGAAGACGCUGGUGGCCGAGCUGGUGGCCGACGGCGUCCAGAACAAGGAGGCCGAGGUGCGCAUCUUCCACUGCUGCCAGUGCAUGUCGGUGGAGACGGUCACGGAGCUCGCCGAGUUCGCCAAGUCCAUCCCGGGCUUCGCCGGCCUGGACCUCAACGACCAGGUCACGCUGCUCAAGUACGGCGUGUACGAGGCCAUCUUCGCCAUGCUGUGCUCCGUGAUGAACAAGGACGGCAUGCUGGUGGCCUGCGGCCGCGGCUUCGUCACGCGCGAGUUCCUCCGGGGCCUGCGGAAGCCCUUCUGCGACAUCAUGGAGCCCAAGUUCGACUUCGCCGUCAAGUUCAACGCGCUGGGGCUGGACGACAGCGACCUCUCGCUCUUCGUGGCGGCCAUCAUCUGCUGCGGAGGUGCGUGGGCCGCGUGGGGCGGGCGGCGGCCGGGUGUGGGGAGGUCUCCCGCCCGGCUGCUGGCCUCGGCCUGCAGGCCCUCCACGGGGCCCUGGAAACCCAGCCCUCGCCACCCAGCUGCCCCUGGACGCCUCGCUGUGCAGCGGCUGGCCAGAGGCUUGGAAGGCCACUGCGGCUUGCUGCUGAACGAUGUGGACGGGCAGUGA
Condylura cristata (star-nosed mole) is the source of this 1231-nucleotide messenger RNA. RefSeq names its product peroxisome proliferator-activated receptor alpha (gene PPARA). The coding region runs from base 128 to 1231 and encodes 367 amino acids. Gene Ontology annotation, molecular function: zinc ion binding; RNA polymerase II cis-regulatory region sequence-specific DNA binding; nuclear receptor activity. Gene Ontology annotation, biological process: negative regulation of transcription by RNA polymerase II; hormone-mediated signaling pathway; regulation of lipid metabolic process. Lineage: Eukaryota; Metazoa; Chordata; Mammalia; Eulipotyphla; Talpidae. The record is from RefSeq and is a predicted model, not a curated record. Gene Ontology annotation, cellular component: nucleus. The transcript has 6 exons.